UUCACCCAGUUCUUCUGCUUCUGCUUCUCUUCUCUUCCACCGAGAGCCUGAAGCCGCAGCCCGUGCUCCGCCAUGGCUGCGCUGUCGGGAGGAGAGAUGUGCGUCAAGUACCUGAUGUUCGCCUUCAACCUGGUGUUCUGGCUUGCAGGCACCGCUGUCUUUGCUAUCGGCCUUUGGCUGAGAUUUGACCCAAAGACCAAAGGCCUGUUUGAAGGACCAGACUCUCCAUAUGUGUUCUACACGGGUGUAUACAUCCUGAUAGCAGCUGGAGCACUAAUGAUGCUGGUGGGCUUUCUGGGAUGUUGCGGGGCCAUCCAGGAGUCCCCUGCUAUGCUUGGACUGUUCUUUGGCUUCCUGCUCAUCAUAUUUGCCAUAGAGGUGGCAGCUGGAAUCUGGGGAUUUUCCAAUCAAAGCAAGGUGGUGAACGACAUCACAGCAUUUUACAUGCAGACCUACAACAACUACAAGACGACGGGAGAUGAGCGCCUCAAAGAAACACUGCGAUUGAUUCAAGCAGGGCUGAACUGCUGCGGACCAACUGGUGUUGCAGAAGACGCUGCCAAAGACACCUGUCCCAAAGGGGACCUGCUUGCGGAGCUCAUUACUAAGAGCUGUCCCGACGCCAUCGAUGACGUUUUCGAUUCCAAACUACACAUCAUAGGAGGAGUGGGCGUCACCAUUGGGAUUAUUAUGAUGUUUGGAAUGAUCUUUAGCAUGCUCCUGUGCUGCGCCAUCAGGAAAUCCCGGGAGGUGGUGUGACACCCAGCACGCACACCACACGUCGUUGUUAAUGUUGCAUGAUGUCAUUCCUAGGGUCCCAGACUCUCCACUUCCAAUAGAAACACUGCUUGUUCAAAGGGGAUAACAUAAGUAUAGACUGGGUGCUGAUAUUUCUGUUGUUUGUGAGAUUAUUGGUCAGUUCUUGCUGUACUCUCAACACGCUGCUGUACACUCCUGACUUUUCUGGACUAGAUAAGUGCGAUGUGGUGUUUUGGCCCAACUAUAUAACGAGUGUCAUCUGUGCUAAAGUAGCAAAGUAGUAAAGAAAUGUUUUAUCUGUGGUCACUUGAUUGAAAUUAGUGUUUUGUGAACCGCUUAUUAUCGAAACAAAGAAUUAUAUUAUUAUCUACUGAUCACAUUUCUACAGCUACUACUCAAGGUCACUCACAAGAAGAGUCAUUCUGGUCCAGGGCCACAGAAAAAGGCCACCAGCACCACUUUAGCACCAAACAGAAGCAGCCAAUGAAAUUCUAAGAUUGCUGUUUUCUGACAACACUGACUUCAAAUCAUGGUGAUGAGCAGCCAGUUCACUGCUGAGCUGUGAACUGCUGUGGCAGGUUUUUAUUUCUCUCAACUUUUUGAUAUGUAUUUGUGCAGCGUCUCAGUUUCUUUGGUGUAAGGAAUCUUUGUUCAUUCCUUUCCUUACUUCCCCUUCCUCUCCUCAUUCGUACUUGUUUAAAACAGCCUUCAUUAUUUUUGGUCACAUUUUGUAAAUGUUGCUUUUGUUUUUUUAUCUGCAAAAAAUGUGUAAUCUUCGAUGUUUAAAUGGUACGUGUGGUUCUAUUGUGUAUUUUAUAAGGUCCAUUUCAUUUUACAGAGACUUGCUUGAUUUAUACCAUAUGCACUAUGUUUCACAGAGACAAAAAUGAUUGAGAACCAAAUAAACAAAAUGUACUAAA
This is a messenger RNA of Limanda limanda (common dab), 1679 nucleotides long. RefSeq names its product CD9 molecule a (gene cd9a). Bases 73 to 759 code for a protein of 228 amino acids. NCBI's taxonomy places the organism in Eukaryota, Metazoa, Chordata, Actinopteri, Pleuronectiformes, Pleuronectidae. The transcript has 8 exons. Gene Ontology annotation, cellular component: membrane. The record is from RefSeq and is a predicted model, not a curated record.